GACCUUUAAUUGAAUCGCAAAGCAGAAAAGCGAGAACCAUGGCGGCGGUCUUGUUGGCGAGAUUGUACUUUCGCUGUGUGGUACGCUUUUCUGACCGAGAGUACAAAGGUUGAAGGAAUAAUACUGUGGAAAUUGAAACAGGAAAAAUAAUGAGUCACUCCAGUGAAUCCAGUGAAUCAGAUGAUGGUGGAGAUGAUCAAGAAGGAUCUUCUUUUUCGGAAACAAACAUUGAGGAUGCUCUAACAUCUUUCAGAGAGCAAUGGCAACGUGAAUUAGAAAUAUCGCCAAAACGGGAUCGACCAAAAACUCAAUCCACAAAAGCAGUUAAAGUUGAUGUUUCUAAUGAUGAAGAAUCUAUUGAAAGCAAGGCAAAAAAUUUAUUUUUGAAAGGAAUUGAAUAUGAGGAAAGAAGGAAAUUUUAUGAAGCAAUUCAGUUCUAUAAACGUGCUGUGUUAUUAGUUCCUGAUAUUGAAUUUCGUUUAUAUGAAUCAACUAAAGUAAAAACAAAUGAUGAUGGUCACGAAGGAUUUGAUAAUGACAUAAAUAAUAUUGAUGAUAAUGUUGGAAACCAUAAUGAAGAAGAUGAAGAAGAAAGUGAUUUAUAUGUUAAAUUAUGCAAAAUCAUAAAUCAAAAUAAAUGCGUUUGUUUUCCUAAAUUUGAACAAACUACAACACAUAUUUCUGCCUUGCCUAUGGAAAUAGUAUUAUAUAUUUUAAGAUGGGUUGUAUCCUCAGAACUUGAUUUAAGAUCUCUUGAAAUGUUCUCUAGAGUAUGUCGUGGAUUUUAUAUAUCUGCAAGAGAUACAGAAAUCUGGAGACUUGCUUGUGUUAGAGUAUGGGGUGUGAAUUGUGGAACUUAUGCUCCAAAAUAUCAAUCAUGGAGAGAUAUGUACUUGCAACGGCCUAGACUGAGAUAUAAUGGAUGUUAUAUUAGUAAAACCAGUUACAUUCGUGAUGGUGAAAAUAGUUUCCAAGAUCGAUUUUAUAGACCUUGGCAUCUGGUGGAAUACUUCAGGUACCUGAGAUUUUUUCCCGAAGGAAGAGUUUUGAUGCUAACUUCAACUGAUGAGGCCCAAAGUUGUGUAAAUUCUUUAAAAUAUCGCACUCCGCGCAAUUCAUCGGUUCUUAUUGGUCAUUAUAGAUUACAUGAUAAUUGCGUCAUUUUAAUGCUCAAAAAACAAGAAAUAAAAGGAGUUAGUACAUAUAGAAAAAAGAAAAAAGAAACUAUGCAUGAUAGUGGAGAACAAACAUUUCAUAUUGAAUUUGAAAUUCAAGAUCACCACAGACGGUUAAAUUCGCAAUUGAAAUGGUUAAGUUAUACGAUAUUUACAAAGUAUAGAAAUGGCCAUGAAGCAAAAAUGUGUUUAAAGGAACCAUCUGUAAGAGAAUGGAGAGUAUCAGCUAUUGGCGGACGAUAUCCAUCACUUAAAUUUAGCAGAGUUAAAAGUUAUACUCAAGAAAGUGAAGCUCCUUUACAGUAAUUGUAAUUAAAUAUAAAUUUGGUGGGUUUGAUUGUAAAAAUACAUAAUGAAAUGAAAAUUUAAGAGAAGACUAUAUUCUUCAAACAAAACGUUAAAACUUGUACAAAUACAUUCUUGAUGUAUUACACGUUAAUGUUACAUUUUUCUGCUUAUAAAAAUGUAUUCUAAAUAUGUCGUAAUGAAAAAAAUUUUAUUCUUAAGUCAUUAUUGAAAUAUUUUUUAGAUAAUUUUUAUUAACCUAAUAUUUAAUUCUCGCGUUACAGUUUUCUCUUAAAUUUUAUCAUCUACAUUAUUUUUCAUAUAGAUAAUGCGUGAAUGAUUCAUAGAUUUAAUAUAUUGUUUAUCAUACACUUAUAUAUGGUGCUUUUAACAUAGGUGCUUUUAUUUCAAAAUAUAUUAUUUUCGUUUUU
Apis dorsata (giant honeybee) is the source of this 1891-nucleotide messenger RNA. Its product is annotated as F-box only protein 9. The record is from RefSeq and is a predicted model, not a curated record. Gene Ontology annotation, biological process: SCF-dependent proteasomal ubiquitin-dependent protein catabolic process. The coding region runs from base 150 to 1481 and encodes 443 amino acids. Gene Ontology annotation, cellular component: SCF ubiquitin ligase complex. NCBI's taxonomy places the organism in Eukaryota, Metazoa, Arthropoda, Insecta, Hymenoptera, Apidae. Gene Ontology annotation, molecular function: protein binding. The transcript has 7 exons.